Messenger RNA from Danaus chrysippus (African queen), 1794 nucleotides. The record is from the annotation of a GenBank genome assembly. NCBI's taxonomy places the organism in Eukaryota, Metazoa, Arthropoda, Insecta, Lepidoptera, Nymphalidae.
AUGGGGAUGAUGGGGAUGAUAGGGGUGAUGGGGAUGAAGGGAGUGAUGGAGAUGAUGGAGGUGAUGGGGAUGACGUGGAUGAAGGGGGUGAUGGGGAUGAUGGGGGUGAUGGGGAUGAUGGAGAUGAUGGGGGUGAUGGGGAUUAAGAGAAUUAUGAAGAUGAUGGAGAUGAUGGGGGUGAUGGGGAUGAAGGGGCUGAUGGAGAUGAUGGGGAUGAUGGGGGAUGAUGGAGAUGAUGGAGAUGAUAGAGAUGAUGGGGUGAUGGGGAUGAUGGAGAUGAUGCGGGUGAUGGGGAUGAAGGGGCUGAUGGAGAUGAUGGGGCUGAUGGGGAUGAAGGGGCUGAUGGAGAUGAUGGAGAUGACGGGAAUGAUGAUGGGGGUGAUGGGGAUGGGGGAUGAUGGGGGUGAUGGGAUGAUGGAGAUGAUGGAGAUGAUGGAGAUAAUGGGGAUGAAGGGGGUAAUGGAGAUGAUGGCGAUGAUGGGUGUGAUGGGGAUGAUGGAGAUGAUGGGGAUAAUGUGGAUGAUGUGGAUGAUGGAGAUGAUAAAGAUGAUGGGGAUGAUGGGUGUGAUGGAGAUGAUGGGGAUGAGGAGGUUGAUGUGGAUGAUGGAGACGAUGGGGAUGAUGUUGGAUGAUGUGAUGAUGUGGAUGAUGGAGAUGAUGAAGAUGAUGGGGGUGAUGGGGAUGAUGGAGAUGAUGGGGGUGAUGAGGAUUGAGAGGGUGAUGGAGAUAAUGGAGAUCAUGGGGAUGACGGGGUUGAUGGGGGGGGAUGAUGGAGUUGAUGGAGAUGAUGGAGAUGAUAGGGAUGAUGGGGAUGAUGGGGAUGACAGGGGUGAUGGGGAUGAUGGGUGUGAUGGGGAUGAUGGAGAUGAUGGAGAUGAUGAGGAUGAUGGGGUGUAUGGGGAUGAUGGGGAUGAUGGGGUUGAUUGGGAUGAUGAGGGUGAUGGGGAUGAUGGAGAUGAUGGAGAUGAUGGGAAUGAUUGGGGUGAUAUGGAUGUUGGGGGUGAUGGGGAUAAAGGGGAUUAUGGGGAUGAUGGAUAUGAUGGGGGUGAUGGGGAUGAUAGGGAUGAUUGGGUUGAUGGGGAUAAAGGGGGUUAUGGGGGUGAUGUGGAUGAUGGGGAUGAUGGGGAUGAUGGAGAUAAUAGUGAUGAUGGGGGGGGUGAUGGAGAUGAUGGAGGUGAUGGGGAUGACGUGGAUGAAGGGGGUGAUGGGGAUGAUGGAGAUGAUGGGGAUGAAGGGGGUGAUAGGGCUGAUGGGGAUGAUGGAGAUGAUGGUGAUGAAGGGGGUGAUGGGGAUGAUGGUUGUAAUGGGGAUUAUGGAGAUGAUGGAGAUGAUGGAUUUGAUGGGGAUUAUGGAGAUGAUGCAGAUGAUGGAUUUGAUGGGGAUGAUGAUGAUGAUGGAGAUGAUGGAGAUGAUAGGGGUGAUGGGGAUGAAGGGGCUGAUGGAGAUGAUGGAGAUGAUGGGGGUGAUGGGGAUGAAGAGGGUGAUGGAGAUGAUGGAGAUGAUGGGGAUGAUUGGGGUGAUGGGGAUUAUGGGGAUGAUGGAGUUGAUGGAGAUGAUGGAGAUGAUAGGGAUGAUGGGGAUGAUGGGGAUGAUGGGGGUGAUGGGAUGAAGGGGGUGAAGGGGGUGAAGGAGAUGAUGGGUGUGAUGGGGAUGAUGGAGAUGAUGGAGAUGAUCGAGAUGAUCGAGAUGAUUGGGAUGAUGGGGAUGAUGGGGGUGAUGGGGAUGAUGGAGAUGAUGGAGAUGGUGACGGUGAUGGCAUAUUUGUUAUAUUUGGAUGGCACAUUUGGCAUAUAA